AUGCUACUGCUCUUAUCUUCACCACUAUCCUCUCCCUUACUCAUGCAAUCUCUUCCAUUGAAAUUUCUUUGUGCUGUACAAGGACAAGGAGAAUCAACUCAUGGAUGCACUAAUAAAAACCAAAAGGAUUACAUAGUGCAGGAUAGUUCCACAUUACAUCCUGAGAAUGUAUUAAGGAGGAAAUUUGUGCUUUCUGCUUUGGUCACGACUGUUGUUUUUCCAACUUUAUCUUCUGAUGCGAAGACGAAAAAUAUGAAUCCGUAUAAUGAAAAACGUGUGUUACAACAAAAUAAGAAUAUACAAAAACAGAACAAUGUACCAGAUGGCUUCCCAAAUUUUAUUAGAGAAGGUUUUGAAGUUAAAGUGAUAGCACCAGAUGACUAUAUAAAACGUGAUUCGGGGCUAAUAUACCGAGAUUUUGAAGUUGGUACAGGUGAUUGUCCAAAGGAUGGUCAGCAGGUCACAUUUCACUAUGUUGGCUAUAAUGAAUCUGGCCGUCGUAUUGACAGCACUUACUUGCAAGGUUCUCCUGCCAAAAUCCGCAUGGGUAACAAAGCAUUGGUUCCAGGAUUUGAAGAAGGAAUUAGAGACAUGAAAGCUGGUGGAAAGAGAAGAAUAAUUAUCCCCCCUGAUCUUGGACCCCCGGUAGGGCCUUCAACAUUUUUCAGCUCAAAACAGUUUGAAGUUUUUGAUGUUGAAUUAUUAAGCAUACAAAACUGUGAAAGAAGAACAAUAGGAUUUUAUUCUGAUGUUGUAUGCAAUUGA
Lathyrus sativus (Indian pea) is the source of this 765-nucleotide messenger RNA. NCBI's taxonomy places the organism in Eukaryota, Viridiplantae, Streptophyta, Magnoliopsida, Fabales, Fabaceae. The record is from the annotation of a GenBank genome assembly.